GCUUGGACACGAAAUUUAAACUUCUCAAAAGUUGCACGACGAAAUCGCAUAAGAACUGUGAAAGUGACAAGCUACAUGUUUCUUUAGCCCUUGGAGGGUUUGAUGUUGAGUGCAGUUCAAGAGUGGUGUGGUUGCUAGAAUUAUAGAAGCUUGAUCAUGGCUGCGCCGAUUAGACCUCAGUUUGAUGGGAAAGAGAACACAACUCAUAGUGUGAAGACAAAUUCCGUUCCUGACAUGGAACCCAAGAGAGUGCUGAGAACUGUGCCUCAGAAUGUACAGCAGAAGCCAGCUGCCCAAGGGGAGUCCAGUAAACAGGAGGGAGGAAAGAAGUGGGCACUUGCUGACUUUGACAUAGGACGCCCACUUGGCAAAGGAAAAUUUGGCAAUGUUUACUUGGCUCGAGAGAAGAAAAGCAAAUUUAUUGUGGCAUUAAAAGUUUUAUUUAAAUCCCAGCUCCAAAAGGCAGGAGUUGAACAUCAGCUAAGGAGGGAGAUUGAAAUUCAGUCCCACUUGAGACACAUCAACAUAUUGCGGUUAUAUGGGUAUUUCUAUGAUGAAACCAGAGUCUACCUUAUCCUUGAGUAUGCACCAAGAGGAGAGCUUUACAAAGAACUACAGAAAAAUCAGAGAUUUGAUGAUAAAAGAACAGCAACUUAUAUAAGCCAGCUGGCAGAUGCCUUGAGGUACUGUCAUGCCAAGAAAGUGAUCCACAGGGACAUCAAACCAGAAAACCUUCUACUGGGCCUCAAAGGAGACCUAAAAAUAGCAGAUUUUGGCUGGUCAGUGCAUGCACCAUCAUCCAGGCGUGCUACACUCUGUGGAACACUGGAUUACCUUCCUCCUGAGAUGAUAGAAGGAAAGAUGCAUGACGAGAAAGUAGACCUUUGGAGUUUGGGUGUGCUUUGCUACGAGUUUCUGGUCGGCAAGCCUCCGUUCGAGGCUGAGGGACACACAGAGACAUACCGUAGGAUAUCCAAGGUUGAACUCCGGUUCCCGUCGCAUGUCUCUGAUGGGGCUAGAGAUUUAAUAUCAAAACUCCUUCGCCAUGACCCACAAAAAAGAUUGCCUCUGAACGAAGUAUUAACGCACCCUUGGAUUAGAGAAAACGCAGACAUGCAUGUUCAACCCACCCCAAGGGUAUAGUGUUACUUACAGACUUCUUCAUAUGAAGACCUUAUAAAUAUAUAAAUAUGUAUUAACAAAAUUAAUUGUGAAACAAAGUGGAGGGAAAGGAACUCUUAGUGUAAAUGAGGAAAUUGGAAUAAGACACUUCCUGCAAAGAGAUCGAGGUGAUGGCAUGUAGCAUCCCCAGGGACAGGAUUUAGUGAAGUUGGAUGACUUUAUGUAAAUUAAUUUGGUUCUGACAUGUGUGCAAGAUUGAAUGAAUAGUGACUGUUAUUAAAGGAUGGUCUGAUAUGUAUGUCACUUGUUUAAAAGUGAAGUGGAGAUUAAAAUA
This is a messenger RNA of Lingula anatina, 1456 nucleotides long. Its product is annotated as aurora kinase A-A-like. NCBI's taxonomy places the organism in Eukaryota, Metazoa, Brachiopoda, Lingulata, Lingulida, Lingulidae. Gene Ontology annotation, biological process: protein phosphorylation. Gene Ontology annotation, molecular function: protein kinase activity; ATP binding. The record is from RefSeq and is a predicted model, not a curated record.